Panonychus citri (citrus red mite) is the source of this 5387-nucleotide messenger RNA. RefSeq lists its product as uncharacterized. The coding region runs from base 176 to 2683 and encodes 835 amino acids. NCBI's taxonomy places the organism in Eukaryota, Metazoa, Arthropoda, Arachnida, Trombidiformes, Tetranychidae. The record is from RefSeq and is a predicted model, not a curated record. Gene Ontology annotation, molecular function: RNA binding. The transcript has 4 exons.
UAGUAACAAACUAAUUCAAGUUCCAGAUUUUUGUUUAUAUUAAUUUACCUUUACAAUUACGAUUGUUUUAAUCGUUGUAUUUUUUGAAUAAUUUAAUGAUUGACACUCGUAAUUGAGUCUAAUUUGGGUUCUCAUUCUGGUUCAUCAAUUUACUUUAUCAUCAAAUUAGAAAACAAUGAGUGGGACAUCAUAUUCUGAGGAGCACAUGAUUGGUAUCGAUGAUAAAGAUGAUCCAUAUGAUUUAAGCCUGACUUUGGAAGACACAGAAGAUGAUUUCAAUAUUGAAGAUAUUACUGAAGAUCAAGUGAAAGAGUUAUUAGCUGAUGAAGAAAAUAGAUUCUUAUUGGAUGAAGAUGAACCAACUGAAUCAACCAGUUCUCAGAUAAACAUUAUUGAUAGACGUGUCAAUAAUAAUGACAAAUCUAGUGUUAAGGGUAAAACUAAUGACUCAAAGUCGUACCGAAAUACUGGUAAUUUAAUUACGAUUGACUGUGAUGAUGAAGACGACGAAGAGGAAAGUGAACUUGAUGAUCGAAGGCAUUCAAAGUUUAAAAGUGAAAGAGUAAUUAGAAAUGUGGAUAAAAAAUUGGAGGAAAAAGAUAUUCCAGAAACAUUGGAAGCCGUUGUUUUGGAUUCAAAGGAUCCAUCUAAUGGUACCAAUAAACAACCAGUGAGAGGAAAUGUUGCUAAUAAUAAUAAUUAUCAUUCUCAAAGAGGAAAGGGUAGAAAUUUUAUGGUUCCAAAUGCUCGACCUUUCAUUGGAAAUAAUAGUAUAUCGUCCAUGGGACUUUUACCGACUCCUCUUCAAUCGUUUAAUAGAAUCCAUGUUAAUCCCAAUUUCAAGCAUCUUGCGGCACAAGGUCAACGUUUAGGUAAUCCAAUGGAGGCAAACAAUUUCCGACAUAUUCGGCCUCGUGGUGGUGGUGGAGGAGGAGGGUUACAUCCACCUAGACUUAUGGGGUUACCAAGACAAUUUGGUCCUCGUCAUGUUUCAACUUUUGAGGAUAUGCAUUCAUCGGGAUUUCAUGUUAAUCAAAUGAUGUCCAAUGAUCAGAUUGAAGCUCUCAUAGCUUCCCAAUCUUUAGAUUAUGAAGUAGAAGAUCAGCCUUCAAAUCAUCGAUUUAUACCAAAUAAUCACAAUAAUCCUCGACCUCCACUUUUUAACGAACCUUUUGUCGAUAACUGGUCACCUAACCAAAGUGGUAUUCCAAAUCAUGGACCUUGGAUGCAACAUCCUAAUCGAGCAUCAUCUUCGAUGGGAAAUUUUCAACGUAUUCCUGGUAUUUUUAAUUCCGAAUCUAAUCUCAGAGCUCCUUUAUUAGGCUCUUUUCAACGUGGAAUGCAAAUGAAUAACUCAUUAUUUGGUAAUCCACCGAGGCAUCCACAUAACAUGCACAAUCGUCUACCGCAUUUAACUUUCUUCAAUCAACCUAAUUUUCCAUUCAUCCGACAACCUAUGGAUAUUCCUAGAGGACGAGCGCCUCCUCGACUUGAAUCAACACCCCAUCCUGUCCCUCAUAAUGUUCAAAGGCAUCAAAUACAAAUGCCUCUCAGAUAUCCCAUGAACGCACCAAUUGGAGUUAGCCAGGGUCAAAAACGGCCCCAAUCUAAUACUCGAUUAUCAACUCAUCAAGAUAGUAAAAGACAGAACAACCUUAAUCCGGUUGCUUCCACUUCAACCCACAAACAAAACCUUGGACACUCUUCAAGAAACACCAACCAGUUUAAAGGACCAGAUUCGACUUCAUCACCACAAUCGAUUAAUAAAGUUACCUCUUCACCUGGUCAACGAGCUCCUCGACCUUCAACAUCCAAUGUUAACCUUAAAAACAUUCGUCCCAUUAAAACGGUUCCCUCAAAUACACCGUCAACUAUACCAUCAACAGCGACCAUGACGGAAGCAAGAAAAGCGGCCCUUCUCAAAAUGAAAGCAGCUCGUCGACUUUUACAAAAAGAAAAUAUGAAAGCACGAAAUGCAACAAGUUCAGUUAAACAAGUUGAGGUUGUCGAUUUAAUCACUUCUACAACACCAGAUCAACAAUCGGAAGACACAAAUGAGCAAAACAAAGAUGAACACCAACCAAUGGCUUUAGAUUUAGAUAUUGAUGAUGAAUAUAAAAAGAAACUCGAAGAACAGAAAAGACUUCGUGAAGAAAUAAUUCGAAAAAAGGAAGAAAGAAGGAAACAAAUGGUAGCCGAUAAAAUGAGGCAAACAUCAACCACAACGUCGACAACAAUUUCAUCAUCUACACCAACAUCAACACAAUCAACGAAUUCAACCCUAACAACCGGCCAACAACUUCGACGGACAACAUUAGCAACUACUUUAAUUGAACGAGCAUCUCCUUCUCGUGAUAUCCAAACAAUGAAUGAAAAAAGGUUGACACAAUCACCUUUAAAAAGGAAAACGGAAGAAUCAGUUACAACAAUCGAAACCAAAUCACAAUUACCUUCAGAUGUUAGAAAAGUGGAAAUCAAAGGAUUAGCUCAAACCACAACGAAAGCCACUCUAACGAAACUGUGCACCUCCGUGGGUCCAAUUGAAAAUUGUGUCAUCGAUGUUACAAAUGCAGAGAAAAAGGCAAUUGUCACCUUCAAAUCAUCUCAACAUGCACGGCAAUUUCAAUCACGAUACCAGAGACAUUUAGUAGAUCUUUGUGUCAUUCAGGUUUCUCUCUUAUGACAUUUAUCUCAUUUCAUCUUCUUUUUUGUCUGUCUUCCUCAUCUUUUAUCAUCAUCACCACCUUCAUCUCUCCAUCUCUCCAUCUCUCCAUCUCUCCAUCUCUCCAUCUCUCUCUCUCUCUUUCUAGUACAAAUUGGACAAUAUGAGAUAAUUGUUUAUUCAAUUUAGUGUUCAGUUCAAUUUUAUGUGAUCUGCUUGAUUGUUAUCAAUUGACUUGAAACAAUUUGCUUGAUUGUAUCAAUUUUAAAUUAGUUCAUCUAAUUUUGUGCCCUUAUAGAUUUUAAUCUCAUUGAUCUCAUUUAAAUCGUAAUUUUGAUUGUUAUAUUUGUUUUCUAAUUACAAUUAGAUUUACUAAUUACCAAUACUUGAAAUUAUAAUUACACUAAUUGUAAUCAUAAUAUCAAUUACUUGUUGCUUAGUAAUUUAAUUCAUGGCCAUUAGAUUUGCUCGAUUAUCAGGUUACUUUGUUAUUUAUUUAUAUUACAAUUAAGGUUGUUGAUCUUGAAAUUGUCGUUAUUACCCAUUAACUUAUUAUUUAUUAUGAUUAAUACUUAAUCAUCAAUAUUAUUUUUUCUUACUAUUACUAUAAUUAUCACUAUUUUGUUACUUUAUUUUAUCAUUAACCAAGAAAUCAAGUUAAUUAUUUUCCCAUUGACGUUAAAUCUAAUUUCUAACUCGUAAAAGUUGAUUCAAGCAAUCAAUAUUGCCUCAAUUUACCUGUUUAACUAUAAACAUUGUUUUCAUAUAUUCACACUUUGAAAACACAACAAUUAAAAAAUUUUCUCUCUAUUCUAAUCAAUAGAUUAAUUAAUUAACUUGAUCAGCAUAAAAUGAGGUGAAUUAACAGUUAGCUACUUGAACAACAAUAAUCUGUAAGAUCAACUCAUUGGUUAAUCGUCAAUAUUUGAUAGAUUAUGUUUAACUUUAUUAAUCCAUUUGCUUUUCUCACAAUAGUUUAAUUUAUAUUAAUAUUUAACUUUUGAUUGUUUCCUCCUCUUCCUCCAUCACCCUGAUCAAAUUACCGUAACUUUAAGUAAUUUAUUUUUUUUCAUCUGUUAGUUAAACUGAAUCAAUAUGAAUGAUAAUUGUGAAUCAACAAUUAAUUGCUGAUCAACAAAGUAAGCACAUUUACCAUUGAUGUUAAUCUCGAUCUCUGGCCAGACUAAGUAAACAUGUUGAGUAACAAUUAUCAAAAUCCUCAAUCAAAAGUAAAGUGAAAAUGUGUUAGUUUUCAUCUGUCUCUCUACCUCAUCAUCCUCAUCCUCAUCCUCAUCUUCAUCUUCAUCCUCAUCAUCUUUCAUCUUUCCAGACAAAACAAGGUAAAGACAAAGAUCAAUUCAAAAAUCUAACACUUGAAUGUUAUGUUAGCAUCAAUGAUGAACAAUCUCUUCAUCUCUCUCUCUCUCUCUCCCUAAUGGUAUUAAUGAUGAUGAAGAGGAGGAUUUAUGGAUGAGGAUGAGAAUCCAUCAUCCCUUUUACCUGUAAAUACAAAUUCUGAUAAGCAGAUAUAAUACCUUAACUAUGCCUGAAGAAAAAAACUUUUUUUUUUGACAGAAAAAAAGAAACAAAAACUUUUUUUCCAACCUUAAUUGUUGUUAAUCAUUUCUUUUGAUUACCAAUCAAUUCAAGUUUGCCUUUUCUUUACAAUUUAAUCAACGUCCUUGAGAAUUUAAUUGUAAAUCCUAGUGCGUAAACCUAUUUACCUUUAAAUAAUUAACAUGAAUCACUAAUCACUUUACAUUUAGACUCUCAUAUUAAUAUCAUCAUCAACAUCAUUUUGUACUUUGAAUAUUAUAUUUUUUAAUUUCUAUUAAUUAAUCACAAUCAAUUAAUCAUAAUUAAUUGAAUUUUUACCCACUGGUCAUCUAUUUGUCCUUCACAUUAUCAUUUAACUAAUCAUGUUAAUUAAGUUGAUUAACUUGAUUUAAAUAAUUUCCCUUAAUGUGUCUUUGUCCAGUUUAAACUUUUAAUUAACUUUGAUUUGAAACAAAAAACAAUUUUCUCACAAUUUAAAAUCAAUUUUAAUUCAUCUUCUCAAUCAACUUGAUUUUGUUGCCUUUAAAUAGAAACAAUUAAUUAAUUGUGUCUUGCUAUUUUUAUCAUCUUACUAUUAUCAUUACAACCAUAAUCAAUAUAAUUGUUAUUCUAGUAAUUAGUUAAUCACCAAGCAAUCAAAAGCUCAACAGUUUGUUUUCCUAUUAAUAGUAAACAAACAAACAAUAAGAUGAUAAAAAUAAUUAGCACAACUUUUAUAAUCAACAAUUAACUGAUUACUCAUAAUUUACCCCGUUCAUUACAAUUUUCAAUCAAUCAAUGAAUUUAUAUCUUUCUGUAAAUUGUAAACAAUUUGUAUUCUUGUUAAAUUGUAAAUGAAAAAAAAAAGAUAUUUAAAAUUACGGUAAAUUGUUAUCAUGUCACUUCCGCCUUGCCACCCACUCAUGCAUCAACCCCUGACCUCUCCCAGUGUCCAGUUAUUGUCCAGUUAUGAAAAGAAACAAAAUGAUAUUGUCAUUAAUCAUCAUAAUGAUUAACUGUUAAUUACAAUUAUCUAAACUCCUAUCAACUCAUUCCCUUGAUUUGUUUAUGUUAUUUCAAUUUAAAUCUCAAUUGAUUGAAUAUGUGAUAUCAAAUUUGCUUUUUAAUUACGAUUAACCUUUUCUACCUCUUCACCUCAACAAUCAAUCAAUUAACUGUUACUUUUCAA